Molecule: messenger RNA, 501 nt
Organism: Arxiozyma heterogenica
Lineage: Eukaryota; Fungi; Ascomycota; Saccharomycetes; Saccharomycetales; Saccharomycetaceae
Gene: VMA11
Product: H(+)-transporting V0 sector ATPase subunit c'
Exons: 1
Coding region: 1-501 (166 amino acids)
Biological process (GO): proton transmembrane transport
Cellular component (GO): proton-transporting V-type ATPase, V0 domain; membrane
Molecular function (GO): proton-transporting ATPase activity, rotational mechanism
Source: RefSeq, a predicted model, not a curated record
AUGUCAUCUGAAGUCAUGACUAAUCCGUAUGCACCACUUUAUGCCCCAUUUUUUGGGUUCGCUGGUUGUGCAAUUGCCAUGAUCCUAUCAAAUUUGGGUGCGGCUAUAGGUACCGCUAAAUCUGGUAUAGGUAUCUCUGGUAUAGGUACUUUUAAACCAGAAUUGAUUAUGAAAUCUUUAAUACCCGUAGUCAUGAGUGGGAUCUUAGCUAUCUAUGGUCUAGUGGUUGCUGUUUUGAUAGCAGGCAAUAUUAACCCUCAGAAUGAAUAUACUCUUUUCAAUGGAUUCAUGCAUUUAAGUUGUGGUUUGUGUGUUGGGUUUGCUUGUUUGAGUAGUGGGUACGCCAUAGGUAUUGUUGGUGAUAUUGGGGUUAGGAAAUAUAUGCAUCAGCCAAGAUUAUUCGUUGGGAUCGUUUUGAUUCUUAUCUUUUCUGAAGUCCUUGGUUUGUAUGGUAUGAUUGUCGCAUUGAUCUUAAAUACUAGAGGUUCUGCUCCUCAGUAA